Molecule: messenger RNA, 1617 nt
Organism: Anopheles cruzii
Lineage: Eukaryota; Metazoa; Arthropoda; Insecta; Diptera; Culicidae
Product: SAC3 domain-containing protein 1
Exons: 6
Coding region: 1-1059 (352 amino acids)
Biological process (GO): spindle assembly; centrosome duplication
Cellular component (GO): spindle; nucleus; centrosome
Source: RefSeq, a predicted model, not a curated record
AUGGACCAAUUUACGAAAGGAAUAUGCUCCGAUAUGUGUCCUCGAGCAGAGAUAGACUUACGCAUUCGUGAACGAAUGGUGCACUUCUUCGAGACCGACCCCGAUGCGGGUCGACCCGGCGUUCCGGACCGGUACCGAAUGGUGAAAGAGUUUACACGAUCUGCGGCCGGCGUGCGACAGCCAAAACCCUCGGACAUCCGUACACCAAGAACCCUGCUGGAAACCGUGCACUAUCUGCUCACUUUUGUGCUUCCGGACAGCCGUCGUCCGUACUACGAGCGGUAUGAGUUCAUUUUCGAUCGAAUGCGAGCCGUACGGCAGGAAAUGGUCAUACAGAACUUGCCACCCAGCGAAGUACUGCCUAUCCUGGAACCGAUCGUACGUUUCCUGUGCUACAGUGCCUACCGCCUAUGUGAAGCGCCAAUCCGGGAGUUCGACCCGAAAAUAUGUGGCCAGCAUUUGCAGGAAUGUCUGAAAAAGGUACUCCGUUGCUACGAGGAAGUAGAUACCGCACUGUUGGCAGACAACAAUCGGUACGAAAUGGAGCGACUUUAUCUGUCGUUCAACAUCGGUAGCCCCGAGGCCACUCAGUGGGCCAUCGAUCGCUACCGUACGGUGCAUCCCGCCCUGAACCUUCACGUAGCCGUCCAGUUGGACUGUCUGCGUGGGAACUACUACGCCGCGAUGCAACGGGCGGCACAGUUUGCACCCCUCGAAGCUGCCAUCGCAUCCCUGCAGCUUCCGGCGUUCCGUCGCAAGCUGCUACAACAAUUUUCCGUCGCGUACCAGAGCCGCGUUCAGACGGUGCCACUUGAAUGGCUCGAAACGGUGCUGCAGUACGACGGCCGAGAGUGCUUCCUGCUGGCCGAUGACUGCCGCCACUACAACCUUCAGGUAGUGUCGGUUCCGGCCAUGCAGGGAGCCUCCGAUGACAACGGCGAACCAGUCAACCGACGCCAAGGCUGGGCAGUGAAAUUCGAGAAGUCUCAGUUUGAUGCUCAACGAUCCGUGAUUCCAUCCCGAAAAGUGCUCUCGGUAGACCGCGCGUUGGACAGUUAACCAUCACUCACGGAUGCCUGUUAAAACAUUAAUGAGCAUGCCAAGCCACGACACGGCACAGUGGCACGAUAAAUAAUCUAUGACUGGUUCUGUCGUCGCUUUGAUGAAAAAAACGAACUCCUCCCGCACGAAAAGAAGCUUGAAUGUGCCCGCCUAAUUAAAAGCGUGUCUGUGGCACGUGAUUCAACGGAAAGGGGGAUCAUAUAAAUUCCGGCUUAAAGCAAAGGCUCUCUCCCGGAGGACUCCUCAAGCCGCGAGCCGCGAGCGACAAAAACAAAAACCGCGAAGAAAUGUCGGCCAAGGUGGUAACCAUCGUGGUGUUGGUGCUGCUGCUGUACGAAAAGGCUGUUCUGACAGCCAGCGGUCGGCCAAGCUUCGCCAGCAUGGUGGAGGAUCAGCCAGGUACCCUUGGCCAGGCGGCAACGCUGCUGCUGGAAAGCGGCACCGUCGCGGCUCAGCAAAACGAACUAGAUACACCACCGUUGAAGGCAGUCAUGGAGCACGCCGAGAGGAACGCUUUAGAGGCUUCGGCCAAUGGCAAUAACGCCACGCAGCAGC